This is a messenger RNA of Exserohilum turcica Et28A, 1992 nucleotides long. RefSeq lists its product as uncharacterized. The record is from RefSeq and is a predicted model, not a curated record. The coding region runs from base 1 to 1992 and encodes 663 amino acids. The transcript has 5 exons. Lineage: Eukaryota; Fungi; Ascomycota; Dothideomycetes; Pleosporales; Pleosporaceae.
AUGGACAACGAGACUGCUGGUCCGCAUGAGGGCGGUGUGGUUGAACCCAUACCUCUACUACCCGAGUUUGCAGAGACGCCACCAUCUGACUUGGCAGAUCCCGCGGUUUCUGGUCCUCAGACUGAACCACAAUCCCCUGCUCCAGAUGCUACGGGCUUUACCGACGAGCACUCGGCCGGCGGGUCUGAGGGGAUUUUCGAAUGUCCUCACUGUGAGAAGAAGUACUUUACUAAACCCGCAUUGAAUCGUCACAUGCGUGAUAAGCGGUCGAAAUGCGUAAAGAAGCGUUCAGCCCUUGCUGACAACGCCGAAACUGCGUCUGCUUCUCACGUCGAAUCCUCAUACACACUGACACAGCCAAACAAUCCUGUUCCCAUACCCGGUCAAGAGAAUGACAACACCGUGGUACAGCGCGAACCCGUCAAACGAAAGGCAACUGCUUCUCCAGAAGCCAGUCCAGAGUCCAAGCCUGUUGGUAAGAAGGAAAAGAUGAGACAUGAUCAUGGAGGUGAGAACGCUACAGCACCGCAUAUGCAGCGACUGCUGCAACCAACCGAAGAAACAGGACAGGAAGUUUGGGAACGCACUGUACCGAGUGGCCCAGAGACUUCAUACAUCGGCCCCGAUCCUGCUAUGUGGAAUGCCAUGAACCAUGAUGAAAAGGCUGGCACGUUGUCGGUCAUGAUGCGGGAAGUCUACCAGCAGCAGCAUCAGCAACAGCAACAGCAACAGCAGAAUCCGCGUACCAUGGCUAUACGGGCACCGCAGUCCCAGCAGCGACAGAAAAAGCCCCCCACUGCCACUACAGCCGGCACUCGAAACACCUACGCCAACACCAACACCGUCAACGCCAACGCCGCCAACAUCACGCCCCCCCUCACCCUCGUCAUCAAUAACACGUCUCCACCCACCACCACCCCACCAUUUCCCGCCCUCUCCCUCCUCAACAUCUUGCCAAACCAGCUAUUUGGGCCUCCGCUUUCGGCAUACUGUCACCAGCGCAACAAGACGUUUGGCACCGACUAUGUUUUUCUCUGGCGCUAUGUUGUACAUGUGCCCGGCAACAACAAUGGCAACACCAACACCAACACGAACGGCGGUACCAUCAACGGUAACAUCAACAACAACGGUAACGGUAAUGGUAAUGCCAGUAGCGCUGCUAACAAGAACGACAAAAUGAUCCAACGCUACAUCAAGCUCGAAUACAACACGAUGCCCUGCCAAGUACGCCAUCCAACCGAUGCGAGCGUCAGACUGGGAAACCGAGAUGUCAUUUUCGUGGUAAGUCGUACUUCUCCUACUUUUCCUUUUUCUGCUGCUUUUACGGCGGCGGCGCCUGUGCCGACUGUGCCCAUCAUGUCUCGUGUGCUUCCUACUAUGGGGGCUGGAGUUGGAAUUGGAAUGGGGGUUGGGGCUGGAGUGGGAACUGGAAUGGGAUUUGGAACUGGAACUGGCAAUGGAACUGGAAUGGGAGUGGGAGUUGGAGUUGGAAAUGGAGUCGGAACAGCACGUGGUAUGCAAGGACAAGCCUUGGUACCAGGACAGAUGCAGACACAGGGACAAGCACCGACAUGGGGAUACGGACAGGCACAAGGUCAGGGAAACGGACACGGUCACGGACACGGUCACGGACACGGACAUGGUCGGGCUCAGACACAGAUGCAAAGUGCACAGUCUGCAUCGAACCUCCUGCAGGGCAACUAUCAGCACCAGCACCAACCUCAGUCUCAGCGCCAGCCUCAGCGCCAACAGCGUCGCCGCGGCCCUCAAGACACUGCACCACGAGGCUACACCACCACGGGCUCUAGCGCUAGCUCUGGCUCUGCACCUGUACUUGGCCCCGGAACUCCAGCCGACACGGCAGCCUGGCUGCGCCAUCUGCACGCAAGCGUCAUCAACCUGCGGCAGAGGAUCGACGAGCUGAGCCAGAGGCUGGCUGUGUAUGAAGGAGGAGGCGGCGACGUCCUAGUCAAGAGGGAGUAUGAUAUCUGA